AUGGAAGAUCCCGAAAAUCCUGAAGUUCAUUGGAGCUCAGCUGCCCCCAGCAGGUGGAGAAAUACACCUGGACCUUCGAGUCGUGUUGGAAAACGAUCCGGACCGCGGAACAGGGCUUCAUUUCGUGGAUUCGACCAAUUUGGCCUUGUGGUGGCAGCCAAUUCCCCAAAAGAUCAUCUCAAAAUUGCCAGUCCUUGUUGGGGACUUGUGAGGCGGACAUAGAUCCAAAUUAGGGUUUUUUCUCUCACCAAAACCAUACGAGCUGCAUGUUAUAAGGGACAAAGGCGGCGUGUGCACUUGCGUGUCUGUGUGAUGGCCACUGAACGAGUGAUAUUCGAGACGAGAGAGGGCCUUGUUUGACGGGUGACCCUUGAUUAUCCCAGUGGGUCUUGGGCGAUCUUCCACUUUGAUUGAUUGGUCGGGAAUUGAGAUUGAUACGAUUUUGACAAGAUUGAUGUGCGCAGGGAACUUACAAUUUGAGAAAAAGCUUGU
Molecule: messenger RNA, 492 nt
Organism: Botrytis deweyae
Lineage: Eukaryota; Fungi; Ascomycota; Leotiomycetes; Helotiales; Sclerotiniaceae
Exons: 2
Coding region: 1-222 (73 amino acids)
Source: RefSeq, a predicted model, not a curated record